Molecule: messenger RNA, 1140 nt
Organism: Pelobates cultripes (western spadefoot toad)
Lineage: Eukaryota; Metazoa; Chordata; Amphibia; Anura; Pelobatidae
Source: the annotation of a GenBank genome assembly
AUGACGCAAGCAGUAACAGAGGGAUUUAUCAAAGUGUUGGGAUACACGAAGUGUAAAAGGGAGGUAAUUACCCAUGGAAUAGUGUUGGUGAUUUCAUUUCUGGAAUAGUUAGAUUGUGGCUUCAUUUUCUAAUUUGUGACAUUAAUUGACCACCUCUACCAGGAUUGAAAUAAAUGUUUAUUUCAAAGCAGCUAUUUUGCCCUAACUUUGGUUCCAAUGUCCCACAGAUUGCUGUUUAGUGAAUAACCCCCAAAACUACCCUCCCUAGAUACUGUUGUCAUUGUAGUAUCCUAAAUCAAGGAGAAGACUGUCAGCCCAUGUUACCGCUACCGACAAACAGGAAACAGGCAUGUUACUGCUACCAAAAACAGGAAACAGGCAUGUUACCGCUACCGACAAACAGGAAACAGUCAUGUUACUGCUACCAAAAACAGGAAACAGGCAUGUUUCCGCUACCAACAAACAGUAAAACAGGCAUGUUACGGCUACCGACAACCAGGAAACAGGCAUGUUACCGUUACCGACAAACAGGAAACAGGCAUGUUACCGCUACCUACAAACAGUAAAACAGGCAUGUUACCGUUACCGACAAACAGGAAACAGGCAUGUUACCGCUACCGACAAACAGGAAACAGGCAUGUUACCGCUACCAAAAACAGGAAACAGGCAUGUUACGGCUACCGCCAAACAGGAAACAGGCAUGUUACGGCUACCGCCAAACAGGAAACAGGCAUGUUACCGUUACGACAACCAGGAAACAGGCAUGUUACCGCUACCGACAGCCAGGAAACAGGCAUGUUACCGCUACCGACAAACAGGAAACAGGCAUGUUACUGCUACCGACAAACAGGAAACAGGCAUGUUACCGCUACCAAAAACAGGAAACAGGCAUGUUACUGCUACCGACAACCAGGAAAUAGGCAUGUUACCACUACCGACAACCAGGAAACAGGCAUGUUACCGCUACCGACAAACAGGAAACAGGCAUGUUACUGUACGACAAACAGGAAACAGGCAUGUUAUACGACAAACAGGAAACAGGUUACACCAAAAACAGGAAACAGGCAUGUUACUGUUACUACCGACAACCACAGGCAUGUUAACCGAGGAAACAGGCAUGUUACCGCUACCAAAAAGUAA